AUGGCCAACUCCAUCCGCAAGGUUCUUCGCAAAGCGUUGGCCUCGUUGGAUCUGCCAAGCGAUUCAGACGAGGUGCCAGAGCCUCACCAGCGCCGAGCAGACGAGCAUGUGGUGACCAUCGUGCUCGACCGCGGUGUGAAGAGCAUCGCAGCUGUACAUGCGGUGAUGCUCGAGAGGUGUGCUUACAACGCUUUCGACGUUGGAGAGCCAGUGGAGAAGCUUCGAAGCUGGGUGGAGGUAUCUCGACCGCCUGUGAUGAUUUCCGACGCUGCUGUCUUAAAACGCCUUGGUUUGACAGACAUUGCUGCGACGUUGGGGGACUUUCCUCGGAUUGUCUUAGAUGUGGACUUGGCGUUGCAGAAGACCGACAACAAGUGCACGCUUGCCUGUCCCCCCAAGCAUGAUGAGAACGACCUCGACAGACUGGCCUACCUGAUUUUCACUAGUGGGUCUACCGGAAAGCCAAAGGCCGUGAUGAUCCGUCACAAGUCAGCGUUGAACGUGGUUCGCAUCUGGGGCAAGUACGUGGGUCUUGGGUCUCACGAUCGAUUUGCGCAGGUUGCUUCGAUGUCUUGGGAUGUCCACAUCAUCGAAGUUUAUGGCACCAUGUCAGCAGGAGCCACCAGCGUCACAUGCCCCGACAUGAUUAAAAAGUCAGGUCCGGACAUGCAAGUGUGGCUGAAAGAUCGAGAGAUUACGGGCAUGAGUGUGGUCCCUUCGCACUUGCGCACCAUGGCUGGUGGUGGAGCAGAUGUAUCAAGGACCUCCGCUGGGCUUCCGCACCUCCGCAUCCUUGAUGUGGGAGGCGAAGCAUUGGGAGCAGACGUUGUAUCCACUUGGGCUCCGGGCAGCCGAUGGCAAGCACCCAUCUUGAGGCUGCUUGGAGCCCGCGUGGGUAAGCGCUUCUUCUGCAUGAACGAGCUGGUGCUGGUGGAUGCUCCCUUCACCGAGAUCGGCGAUGAUGUCACGGUGGACUAUGAUGGACAGGUGAGAUGUCACUCCUUCGAGGACUUCCGCUUGAAAUUCACCCACUACAACGUGGGAAAUCGGGUGACCAUCAUGUCAGGUGCCAGCGUGGCGAUGUGUAAUGCUGGAGAUGGUGCCGUGCUUCGUCCAGGCAGUCUCAGCUGGAAGGGGAGCCACUUGGAGCCGGACACCGUCUAUGAGGGUGCUCCUGCAGCGGCCCUUGAUGACCUCGAGCGGGGCCUGUCUCGUCUCAGCGAGGGCUGGAACUUGGCAUGCACGGAUGCACGAUUGAAUCACAUGCACAUCCCUGAUGAGGCCGCAGCAUCCGCAGAGGCGGCCGCGCUUCGGGCAAGGGUGCAGCAAUUGGAGGAAUCCACCGCCUCUGCCAGCGAUGGUUUGGAAGAACUUCGUCAGAAGGUGAACGAGGCGGAAAACGAGUUCUCUAAGCAUGAUUUCGGGUGUCCGCUGGAAGCAGCCACGAUUGAAGAAGAGUCGGUGGCUCGCAUGGCCAACUCCAUCCGCAAGGUUCUUCGCAAAGCGUUGGCCUCCUUGGAUCUGCCAAGCGAUUCAGACGAGGUGCCAGAGCCUCACCAGCGCCGAGCAGACGAGCAUGUGGUGACCAUCGUGCUCGACCGCGGUGUGAAGAGCAUCGCAGCUGUACAUGCGGUGAUGCUUGAGAGGUGUGCUUACAACGCUUUCGACGUUGGAGAGCCGGUGGAGAAGCUUCGAAGCUGGGUGGAGGUAUCUCGACCGCCUGUGAUGAUUUCCGACGCUGCUGUCUUAAAACGCCUUGGUUUGACAGACAUUGCUGCGACUUUGGGGGACUUUCCUCGGAUAGUCUUAGAUGUGGACUUGGCGUUGCAGAAGACCGACAACAAGUGCACGCUUGCCUGUCCCCCCAAGCAUGAUGAGAACGACCUCGACAGACUGGCCUACCUGAUUUUCACUAGUGGAUCUACCGGAAAGCCAAAGGCCGUGAUGAUCCGUCACAAGUCAGCGUUGAACGUGGUUCGCAUCUGGGGCAAGUACGUGGGUCUUGGGUCUCACGAUCGAUUUGCGCAGGUUGCUUCAAUGUCUUGGGAUGUCCACAUCAUCGAAGUUUACGGCACCAUGUCAGCAGGAGCCACCAGCGUGACGUGCCCCGACAUGAUUAAAAAGUCAGGUCCGGACAUGCAAGUGUGGCUGAAAGAUCGAGAGAUUACGGGCAUGAGUGUGGUCCCUUCGCAUUUGCGCACCAUGGCUGGUGGUGGAGCAGAUGUAUCAAGGACCUCCGCUGGGCUUCCGCACCUCCGCAUCCUUGAUGUGGGAGGCGAAGCAUUGGGAGCAGACGUUGUAUCCACUUGGGCUCCCGGUCGACGUCUCUUCAACAGCUACGGGCCUUCGGAGAUUUCUGUAGUCUGCACAGGUGCUUAUGUGAAUCCAGGUGAUGUCAUUACAAUCGGUGCUGAGCUGCCGACCUACACAUGUUACAUCGUGGACCCAGAGAACCUUGACAUCAAGCCGGAUGGAGAGCGAGGUGUGCUGUUCGUGGGAGGUAUUGGUUUGGCCCGUGGUUACCUCGAAGAAGAGGAGAAGACCAAGGCCAAGUUCGUCGAGUUGCCUGGCAUCGGCCGUGUGUACAACACGGGAGAUCUCGCUUCCCGCGACCAGUUUGGCCGCAUCCACUACCAUGGUCGAGUGGAUUGGCAAGUCAAGGUACGUGGGAUUCGCAUCGAGCUGGAAGCAUUGGAGCAGGCCAUCAUCGAGUUGCCCUCUGUGAAGCAUUGUGAGGCCCGCGUGCUGGACAACGGCCAGCGCUUGGUUCUCUUAGCUUCUGGACAAGACGUGUCUGAGGCCGAGCUCAAAAGUCAAGCUGCCUCGCUGGGGCGUGGCUAUGUUCUAAGCCAAGUGAAGAUUGUUGAGAACGACGCGUGGAAGUUCAAUGCUUCUGGGAAGCUGCUGCGGAAUGUGGUUUCCUUGGGUGAAGAGGAAGCGUCGGAAGUGAAGAAAGACGCCUGGGAAGUCUUCGAGAAGGCCGGAGUGUCGGAUCUUGAGCUGGAGAUCGCAGCGUGCUUGGCUCCACAGCUGAGUGUUGACAGUUGGAACCGGGAUUCUCAUUUCAUGGAGGAUCUUGGUGUUGACUCUGGGGGCUUUGGACGACUGAUCUCUCAGACGAGGUCUAAGCCGAGCUUGCAGAAGAUUGAUUUGCAGAUGCUCUUUGAACAUCCAACUGUUCGAUCCUUGGCAGCGUGUCUCUCCGCACAAUCAGCAGAAUCGGACUCCGAGGAUGAGGUCAUUCCGCUGGAAACAAACACCUUGCUGGACUCCUUCCUUUGCGCUGCAGAGCAACAUCCCCAUGCCAUUUGCUUGGAGGUAGGCCAGCAGUCCUUGAGCUAUCUUCAGCUGCGUCGGCAGAUGAUGGCUUAUCAACGGCUGCUGCAUCAAGCCAAACCCUCCAAGGGAAGCCUGGUGGCGAUUCGCCUUGACUCCGUGGACAAGCUUGGUGCCAUGCUGGGAGUUCUCAGGGAAGGCUGUGCCUUCAGCUUUCUUGGAGAUGAUUUCGCGGAGCAGAUCAAAGUGCUGAAGCCCCAUUUCAUCUUGGCACGCUCCGAUGACAGCACUUGGGCCCAGCUGUGGAAGCUUUGCGAUUCCAAUGACACGAGCAUGCUUGUGGACGUGAGCUCCGCCGACUCCUUGCUUUCGCAUGCCCCGAAAGCGAGGAAAGCACCACAGGCCGAUGACGUGUGCUGCGUCGGGCUGGAAGUUCGGGGAGGUGUGCAAAGUGCAGUCCCUGCGUCGCACAGCACUAUGUUGGAGGCUCUCGCCACAUGGCGUCCCCUGGUGCAAGGCACCCGAAUCUCCAGCGUCACCAAGCCAGGCUCUGCGGGUGAGAUUUUGAGCACUUGGAGCAUUUUGGUUUCAGGCGCCACGCAUGUGGUCUGCCAGGCUGAAAGGAUACCACAGGCACGGCUUGAGCUGCUGAUCUGCGAACAUGACGGCAUUCCAGGUCGUGUUGCAAGGCAGGCAAACCUCUUGCAGAUUCCGGCCGAGGGUGGCUUCAAGGCAGUUCCCGAGGCGGUGUCCGAGUUUGGUCGUGCUGGAACUGCGGAAAGCUUUCGCUCGCGAGCUCUUCGAUCUUCGUCCUUGCUGUCCUUGGCCUCAUCUUUGGCGCCAUAUGUGCUUGGGCGAAGCCAAGAAGAAGACCCCAAGAGCUUUGGCAAGCACAGUCGGCCGGUGCUUUGUGGCGCUGUGCAAGGCAUGGCCAUUCUUGGGCAGCCCGUCUUUGUUGCGGCUCGUCUAUUGUUCGCGGAAAGAGUGAUGUUACCCUUGGCAUUCGUGUUGCCUCUGUGGCAAAUCUUCCUGGUGCUUAUCACAGUCCUGACACUGGAGCAGUUCGUUCGAGUUCUGAUGCUGGUGGCUCUGAAGUGGUUGUUGAUUGGUCGUUACAAGGAGGGCGAUCACGACAUCUACAGCCUGUUCUACCUGCGUCACUGGUUAGUUGAACACGCGGCCAAAGGUACCAUUGUGGGGCAGAAUGCACAUCAGGGAAGCAGCAUAGCCUUCCUCUUCCUGCGGAACUUGGCCUUGAGAGCUCUCGGUGCUGACGUUCGCUUGACUUCAGUGGUUACUGCUCGUGUUGUGGCCUAUGACCUCGUGUCCGUCGGUGACCUCGCCACGGUUCACGGCCCCCGACAUCUGACGGCGGUGAACUAUGGCAGCAGGCGCAUGGUUCUGAAGGCUGUCAAAGUUGGUGCAGGCGCUUACGUAGGCCCGAACUGCACCUUGGAACCUGGCUGUGAGAUUGCCGCUGCCGGAUAUGUGGAGCCAUUGUCUUCGGUCCCUGCUGGAAUGAUCGUGGACAGCCGCGUCUGUGGCGUUCCUGCGCAAGUUGUUGGCCCAAAAGAUCUGAGCAGGUUGCCUAAAGCAGCAGAAGUUCGCAGCUUCCGAACUGGCGCGGCGCUGUUUGCCACGGCGUAUUGGAUGCUAAUUCUUCCCAAAGCUUUGAUGCCAUUCAUGGGAGUCAUCGCGUUCCAAUUGCUCAGCUUGUAUCCUUGGGACCAGCAGGAGGUCCUGCAGGAGAAAACCAUGUAUCCGGAGCACACGGAUUUGCUGCCCGCUGAGCUGCUGGACCAGCUCAAGUGGAUUCCACUGAUCGCCUUCGGGGUUUCCAUGCUGAACACGGUUCUUCAGCUUGGUGGAACGGCCUUGCUGUGCCGGGUUUUGCCCAAGGUGAAGCCGCCUUGCACAUAUUCUUUGCUGAGCAUCAGGGCGCAGAUUGCCGCCUUGAAGAUGUCGAUGGUGCUGCAGGCAUCGGAGAUGCUGGCGGAUGCUUCCAUCGUACCUGCUUUCAUCCGCAUGUGUGGUGCUACCUUCGGGCACGGAUGUGCCAUGGGCCUGCAGGUGACGCUUCCGGAGACUCUGGUGGUGGGCAAGGGCUGCUUCUUUGCCACUGGCAACAUUUUGACCAGCGUGGAUGUUGACCAGGGGAAGUUCAACGUGCCGUGCAUCACCUACAUGAGCGAUCACACCUUCCUUGGAAACCACAACCACUUGCCGGAGGGUUUGCCCGAGGGCAGCUUCUGCGGAGUGGGGUCGCAUGAUUGGCCCGAUUUCUUGGCUGCUAGGCUGUCUCAUGCUGCAAGUCAGCUGACUGUGGUGUCGGCGGCAGCAGCCACGGAAGCCUCCGUCCUCCGGGACAAGGUGAAGCAGCUGGAGGAUUCCACUGCCUCCGCCAUCCGUGACGGUGUGCAAGAACUUCGGCAGAAGCUGAAGGAUGCUGAGGCGCAAUCGCAAGAUGCUUCCAAGAAAGUGGCAGAGGAGGCAGCCGCGGAAGCCUCCGUCCUCCGGGACAAGGUGAAGCAGCUAGAGGUGUCCAUGGGAGAAUCUGCGGAGGAAGCGGAGCAAACAAAAGCGAAGCUUGCCCGCCUACAGAAGACGCUCCUGGACUCGGAAGCUGCCUCGGAGGAUCUCCGCCUAAAGCUGGCAAACUCGGAGUCUGCAAAGGAGAGCUUGCAGGACAGCUGCAUGCUUCGGCAGAAUCCAGUUGAGGGCUCCGAGCCGCCUGAGCUGGCUGGAGGCCUUGAACAUGUGACACUAAACCAUGUGGAAGCCUCGACUCAGCAGCUGGAGAAGCUCAGCAGCAACCUUCGCGAACACCUGCGGAGGGUUGGGGAGUCCUCUGCAGAUCAGGAAGCCUCUGCGCAAAACUUCGGCGUGAGACUGAGGAGCAUCCAAGUGGCUGCUGCCGACAAGGAAAACGAAGAGGCAGAACUUUGGGCUCACCUUCGACACGUCGAGGCUGGACAUUCUGAUUCCGAGCUACCCGAGGCUUUGAGAGCCAAGCUGCGCGAAGUUGUGCUGGAUGCAUCGCAAACAACCACUGCAGGGGAGGGUUUCCAGGUGCGGCUGAGGCACGUCGAGGCUGCAGCAGCAGAAACACAGGCCGCAUCAGAAAAGCUGCAGGUUCAGUUGAGACACGCAGAAGCUUCUUCCGCUCAUCUUGAAGAUGAAGUGCAGGCUCUUCGCGUGAAAUUGAUACACAGGCCUCGACGGGAGGUUGACCAUGCUGCCGUGCAGACUGAAGGCCAGCAGUCUCUCAGUGGCAGAACAGAUAGAAAAGGUCCGGCUCGAAAGACGGUCCUCUUUGGAGAAGAAGAACACCAGUCCCUACCUGGUAGUGUUGUUUCUCACAAGACUGAAGAAGAGGAUGUGGACGAAGAAAAGCCGGGCGUAAGGCGAGCAAAGAGCCGGAUCAAGUCAGUAGACUUUCAGAGGAUGGGGUCAGCCGUGUCCUACGUCCUGGAGUCUGAAGAGGAACGGUCCGGCAGUGAGGACGGCGAUUUGGCAAUGGUCACUAGAAAGCUCUUCCUCAAGCAUGACAAAGAUGGAACAGGGCGCAUUGAGUGGGAGUCCGGUGAGGCGAUCAAGUUUCUGGAGGAGUUCUUCUGGUUGCAUAAGCAGCCGCCUCCGAAAAUUCCGAAACCCGCGUUCCACAGCCUCUACUCACAGGUGAAGAUGGACAGCAAAGAAUCAGAUGCCAGCCUGGAGGAUCAGGAGACAGGCCUAAAUAUCGAGGAGAUGACAGCCUUCGCAUCCAAGGUCCACCAGUUUGUCUACAAGCAGCUGGGCAAAGAGAUGCGCGAGCAACGGAAAAGUUUUGCCAUCAGCACCGGAGACACCGAAGUUCUCAAGCAACUCUCAAUGAAGGAGGCUGCGCAGGAUCCCAGCCGCCGUGGCACACAACGCCGAGCCACGCUUGGCGGGGUCAAGCUGCAGGACCUGGCUGCAGACGUUCCGGAUGAAGAGGAAGUGGCUCAGCGCCGCGUGACUCAGCGGCGUGCCACCCUUGGGGGAGCUCGGCUGCAGGAUGCAGGCGCUGAUGAUGGUGAGGUUGCCUUCCAACGGUUGGCGACGCGUCGGGCCACCCGC
This is a messenger RNA of Symbiodinium pilosum, 7374 nucleotides long. NCBI's taxonomy places the organism in Eukaryota, Dinophyceae, Suessiales, Symbiodiniaceae. The record is from the annotation of a GenBank genome assembly.